AAAUUGAUCUAUCUUUUUCGAAAAAUUCUAUGUUAUUGCUCGCAAGAACUCAGAUUUUCCAAAAUCUGUUUCCAUUAGUCUAUAUUUCUGUGUCAAUAGCUGUGCAUAAUGAUAGUCCACCGUAGUUAUUGAUUUCAUGGGAAUGCAUUAUCUUUAUUAUUGGUCUCACGACACCUGAAAGUUAACUCUAAGUCUGUGGUGAUAAUGAACAAGUCUAACAGCUUAUAGAAACUAAUUAUUUGUGGAACACUGGAUUGCAAAGAAUAUUAGCUUGAAUUUGACCGUCCAUAUUUCAAUUAUUAAUAUCAAUAUGAAAUUACAUACUAAAAUUAGAGUCAGCAUAAUGCAACGUGCAUUUGAAUAUAAAACUCUCAAUAUUCACUGAUGUAUGUAGUGAUAAAUCCCUAGUCAAGUACAUCAAAGGCUCUCGUACCUUUUCCAUUUUAGGUACUUGACUUAUAAUUAUAGAAUUUGCUUGCUUAUAAUCAAGUAUUUUUCAGAAACUCUAGUGUGAAACUUACCAAUGGUUCUGACAAAGAGAUAAAUUUAAAUUUGAGAUUUUAUUUAGAAUAUCUGGGUCCUUACAAAUCAGAGUGCGGUUAAUUAGUAAAUUGAAAAGGAGUAAGGUAUUUCCAAGUCCCAUGCCAUUGUAAUAAUUAAUAACACAUGUUUUUCUUCUUAAGCAGUUUCUUCUUGAUUCCUGUGUAAUUCCUGGAGCUGUAAAGUUUGAUUUUGUCUUUUGGGAUUGUCAUGCUAACACAUUUCUCAAUUACUAGUUUUUGGGUUUGUUUAAGUUUAUGGUUUACACAUUCUGUAUAUCUUUUAUAUGCGUUAUGUUGCAGAAAUGCUUUCCAGCAUGAGUUGACUUUGUUAGAAAAGGUCCGACAUCCUAAUGUGGUUCAGUUUAUUGGUGCUGUCACCCAGAAAAUGCCUAUGAUGAUUGUUUUGGAGUAUCAUUCAAAGGGUGACCUAGGUAGCUAUCUUCAAAAGAAAGGACGGCUAUCUCCAUCUAAAGCAUUAAGAUUUGCUCUUGAAAUUGCCAGGGGCAUGAAUUAUCUUCAUGAAUGCAAACCAGACCCAGUUAUUCAUUGUGAUUUAAAGCCAAAAAAUAUUUUGCUGGAUUGUGGAGGACAGUUGAAGGUUGCUGGAUUUGGUGUGCUUAGAUUAUCCAAAGUUUCAGAGGACAAAUUUAAACUGGAGCGUCCUGAAGCCAUAGAUCGUACAAGUUUGUAUGUGGCAACUGAGAUUUUUAAAGAUGAAAUAUUUGAUAGAAGUGUGGAUGUGUACUCUUUUGGUCUUUUACUUUAUGAGAUGGUGGAGGGCGUGCCACCAUUUUCAAAGUCUCCUGAAGAAAUUGCUAAGUUGAUGACCUUAGAUGAUAAGAGACUGGCCCUAAAGAUGAAAUCUAAAUCUUUCCCUCCUGAUUUAAAAAAGUUGAUCGAAGAAUGUUGCCAUCCGGAUUGUGUUGGACGUCCAACAUUUUCAGAGAUCAUUGUCCGUUUGGAAAAAGUUGUUGUGAAAUGCUCCAAACAUGGAUGGUGGAAAGAUGCUUUCAAGCUCCCUUGGAAAUGAAAGAUGCAGUCAAGAGAAGACAUGCAUGUUAACAACUUGGAUAACUGGUGGAAAGAGGGGUGAUCACUAGUGUCACACCUUCGAAUACCUUUGGUGAUUAGGCUUUUGCAUAAUUUUAGCCUUGCAGAGGAAAAGGGGGUGCCAGAAUAUUGCGAGUUUUGUUUGCCAUAAUUUUUAUUCACAUAUUUUGUAGAAUUCAUAACCAUCCAUAAUUAUUACCCACUUAUUAAUUGUACAUUCUAUAA
Molecule: messenger RNA, 1817 nt
Organism: Olea europaea var. sylvestris
Lineage: Eukaryota; Viridiplantae; Streptophyta; Magnoliopsida; Lamiales; Oleaceae
Product: integrin-linked protein kinase 1-like
Exons: 9
Coding region: 751-1572 (273 amino acids)
Biological process (GO): protein phosphorylation
Molecular function (GO): protein kinase activity; ATP binding
Source: RefSeq, a predicted model, not a curated record